AUGACUCUGCAGCUGAGAAUUCCACAAAGUCUCUGUGCUUCUGGUAUCAAUGCACAAAACCAAAGGAAAUUAAGGCUUUCAUCUCUAAAUCAUUCAGAAACUAGUAUAAGCAUCUACAAGGAUGUCACAAGGUUAUACAGGGAGAAAAUUAGAAAGGCCAAAGUAGAGGUAGAUGCUGAUGGAAAUGGUGCUAAAAGAUUUGCUUAUGCAUUCAACAAGAAUCGUGGAAGGGAAUCCGGCCGCCUCCUGCAUGAGCUGCUGUGGAAGAGACACUGGGAGAGGAUUGCUCCUGAUUUUCAGGUGGUACAUCUGAACUCAGUGACAGUGGACAACUGCCUGGACAAUCUGCGCCUUGCCCCUUGGGGGUGGAAGCCCAAAGCUGAAGAAACCUCUAGCAAAGAAAGGGAACAAAUUCUGUAUUGGCUGGCAAUCCAACAGUUUCCUACAGACCCUCCAGAAGAGCAGUUUGUUGUCCUCAACGUAACAAGAUAUUACAACACUAAAGGGGACAUCCUGGAGCAGAAAAAUAACUCCUGCACAUACUAUGAAUGUCACUACCCCUCAUGCACAAUGACUGAAAAAGAGUUACAUGAGUUCAGUAUCUGUGGGCACUGCCAGGUCCCACAGUACUGUGGGCCGCAGCGCCAGCAGGAGGACUGGCCUGCCCACAAGAAACACUGCCAAGAGUGGAACAUAAUCUGGCUACAGCCUAAAAGAUAA
Messenger RNA from Pipra filicauda (Wire-tailed manakin), 720 nucleotides. Its product is annotated as zinc finger MYND domain-containing protein 19-like. The record is from RefSeq and is a predicted model, not a curated record. Lineage: Eukaryota; Metazoa; Chordata; Aves; Passeriformes; Pipridae.